Pimephales promelas (fathead minnow) is the source of this 2210-nucleotide messenger RNA. It is a transcript of the gene rab3da, whose product is annotated as RAB3D, member RAS oncogene family, a. Lineage: Eukaryota; Metazoa; Chordata; Actinopteri; Cypriniformes; Leuciscidae. Gene Ontology annotation, molecular function: GTP binding; GTPase activity. The record is from RefSeq and is a predicted model, not a curated record.
AUCUGGGAACAGCCAUCGCCCUUUCGACGACGAGCCAUCAGCACAAACAAACAAAAAAACUGGUCGACAGCCAGGUCUCUGCAGACAUCAAGCUUCUGGCUUUGCAACGCCCCUCUGAAGGGAAGGGAAGACUCGGUUUUAAACCCAAUAAGGCGAGUGAGUGAGUGGACCAUUUCCAGUGUGUUUUGCUGGAAAAGUGAAACUGGAUGUCCGAAACCAGCUGAGGAAACAAACGCGCAACAUCAACUUUAUAGAGUGAAAUAAACACCUCUAAGAAGAGACAAAUAAGAUGGCGUCAGCCAGCGAUACCCGCAAUCAGACGCAGGUGCAAAAGGAUGUGGCCGAUCAGAAUUUUGACUACAUGUUCAAGCUCCUCAUCAUUGGCAACAGCAGUGUUGGAAAAACUAGUUUUCUGUUCCGUUUCGCUGACGACUCCUUCACCUCUGCGUUCGUCAGCACGGUCGGCAUCGACUUCAAAGUCAAAACGGUUUACCGUAACGAGAAGCGAGUCAAACUGCAGAUAUGGGACACAGCAGGGCAGGAGAGAUACCGAACCAUAACCACAGCGUAUUACAGAGGGGCCAUGGGCUUCCUGCUAAUGUAUGACAUCACUAACCUAGACUCCUUCUACGCCGUGCAGGACUGGGCAACUCAGAUUAAAACGUACUCGUGGGACAACGCUCAGGUGAUUCUGGUGGGGAACAAAUGUGAUCUGGAGGACGACAGGCUGGUGGCCAGAGAGGACGGGGAAAGACUGGCUAAUGAGCUAGGCUUCCAGUUUUUCGAGGCGAGUGCAAAGGAUAACAUUAACGUCAAGCAGGUGUUUGAGCGGCUUGUCGACAUCAUCUGCGACAAAAUGAACGAGAGCUUGGACGGAGACCCCAGCAUAUUAACCAAUCACAAAGGCCCAAUUCUGCAAGACACGCCCCCUGAUGGACAGAGCAGCUGUGGAUGUUAAUGAUCCUCUCUCAACAAACACUCAUACUUGAAGGCAAACAUUUACACACACAUGCACACACUCCCUCUCUCUCUCUCUCUUACUCACACGUGCACCAGAAGAAAAACUCUUUCAAGCCAUUAUAUAGUAUGAAAUGCCAACCAACAAAUAAGAAUCCAGCAUAAGCCCUUUAAAAUGAAUAAUCAACACUUCAGUUACAUGAACAGGCCCCUCAGGGAUUGAAUGAAAUGCGGGACGUGUGGCUGCUAAUACACUGAACUGUGAUGAGAAAAUCUGGGGAAAUACUGCAUGAUACUGCAGAGCAGGAUUUAGAAAUUCACAUGCCAAAGUUUCAACCGUUUCAAACUACACCCGUGUCUGUUUACAUCAUGCUCAGAAAAAAAGCAUUCGUCCGUCAAAAAAGCAUUGUGAAGUAGCUUUGAAAUGUUUAUGGAUUAUUUUAAUGGAUGCAAGGUUAUGUUUUACUUAAAUAUUUUAGGACUGCUCUGGAAAUAUCUAGUCAAUAUGAUAUUCAAACUUUGUUACUUGUUUCAACUCAGAUUAUAUUUGCCUUGAAUGCAAUAAAUUUGCUUCGCCGUGGACACUAAACGAGACCCCGAAAUUACUAAUCUCUUGAUCCUGUGGCUAAACCUGGAUGCUAGUCAGUAAAGGGUCAUGCUUAGGUCAGGAAGGUUAACUAAAGUCACACAAAUGGUUUAAAAUAGGUUACGAAAAGUUAAUAAUUGUGUGUGUCUAUAUAAUGACACUCACACGCGCUCAAAAAAAUUGCAAAAUUUAAGCAAAUGUACUGUUUAAAAAGCCAUUGCUGUCUCACAAAAACAUCAGAGACUAAAAAACAAUAUGGAAAGUUCAAAAAUCUGCUGAGAAAUAUAAUAAUUACUGUAUCUCUACCGCAAGUGAAACAGGGAGAAAGAUGUCAUUGUGACAUUUUUUUAAGAAGUCAAUGCUGCAAACUGCAAAGACAACCAAGUGUCUUGAGAAUGAUGUUUUGUCUAGAUUUGAACCCUACUAAAUAUUUGGUCUCACGUUAAACUCAAACGAACUGAGAUACAUUUCUCAACUGCUCAUGUACUUUCAUCAGCCUUGAGUGAAACAACACUGACUCCUCUUCCUGUGAAAAGCUGUCUGCAAGUUAAAGAAAGCUAUUCUGUGCCAACUUACCUUAUCUACAGUAUUGUGCAAUUCUUGCGCAUUUCCUGACCAGCGAUUUGUGAUUAAAAAGGUUAAGACCAUUAAAAGUCCACUGAAUAUU